GAUACAGCUGCUCGCACAUAUUAUGCAAGCUUUCAUCCCAGCCGAUCGGAACGAGCGCGCUCUGAAAUUCUUGCAAGUGCGCGCUCUGGCAGGCCAAGCUGUGUCGCUAAUACAUCGCACUGUAAGUUAUAGCUGCGCACAUUCUCGAGGAAGGCAAGAAAGCGCAGUUACCGGCUUCGUUCAUACGCUGCACUCGCUCUCGCGCCCUGAAAAGAAGAUCACGUAUACAAGAAGCUGCGACUAAUCGAUCAUGCUAGUUGGUUCGAGCUUAAUCGCGCUGUAGCGCAAACGCACCCGGUGCGUCACACUUUCCAUGGCAUAUGUAGAUAGCUGGGCUAACGAGCCCGCCCGUGGGCUUUGUACGCGGGUGGUCUUGCGCCACGAUGCCGGAGUUGGGUGCCGGAGUCACAUCAAGGUCGCAAGAUCGAAACCCAUCAGGAACGGUUCGGCUCCGUUACCUGUGUAGGCACUGAACAUACUUGUGCCGAACUUCCCCGAAAGAGCGCCAUCUCGGCCUUCCUAGGUCGCUGCUCUACGGGUCAGCUGUAGUGCGUCAGUGCUGCUCUGGCUGCGGCGCGCCACUCAGUCGGCGACAUCAUCGUCGCCGUCCUGCCGAGCGGCCCCCGCUCUGGCACUCUUUGCCGAACAUCAUGACUUCACACCGUGGAGCCUUCGCGACCUAGCGUGGGUGGCGCGCCUGCUCGCCGGUCGACCUCGUCCUCAUGGCUUCGCGAUGCUUCUGGCGGGGCGCUCGCUGCUGCCGGGCUCGCAGUGGCGUGUCGCUGAGCGGCUCUUUCGGUAACGGAGGGCCGAUUGGAGCUGCUGGCGACUCUUGCUGUGGGCUGCUGCCGCGGCCUGACGUGGCGCCGGGCUCGCCGCGCGUGAACAGGGGCACGCUGCGGCGGGAGCCAGGACCGGCGUCUUCCGGGCGGCGGCGGCUGGAGCUGUGGGCGCAUCUACACAGUGGAGAGACCUGCUUGGCGAAUGCAGUCUGGCGAAGGCAGUCCAGCGAAGGCUGGCUGGCGCAGGCCGACUAAGCGAAGGCUGGCUGGCGCUGUCUGCUGUGCUAGGGUGUUGCGAGGCUGUGUGGACUUGGCUGGGCGGUGGGCGUGCCUGCACCGCCUACGCUAGGUUGCGGGCGCUGUGGCUUGUGCUGUCUGGUGGGACGGACCGGCUGAUCCUCGUGGUUCAGCGAACUUGCACGGCCCUAGGCCGUCUACAGGAUGCAGCUUCGGGCUGCACCCAACAGUGUGAGGGCCCUGCCCUGUUGGUGCUGGUGUUUUGGGGUAGGAGUUGCACUUUGCAAAGUGGCAGUCAGUCUGACGCCGACCCGCGGCUUAGGUGAGCAGCGCUAGCGUUUGCGGUGAGCCUUGCUCGGGGUUCCUCCCCUCCUUUAGUGAGGCGAGGAGCAUGGGGGUCAUUCGAGGUUCCCUCCUCGAGUGUGCGUACGUGUCUCGUGCGUUUAUGGAGCCCUGGCUUGCCCGUGGCUGUCAUCCCACAUGUAACCUCUAUUCGCUAACGAACGUGCAGGUGGGCGGAAACCGGCAGGGAGGUGUAGGUAUCUAGCACGGGUGUGUGAGGGCGGUGUAGAUGUUUAGAGGGUGUGAGGUGUGAGGGGGGACUAGCCGCACAGGUAGCGGCUUAGUUGCGGUUAUUGGGCAGGGCCAGCGGCUGGAUUCUUGCGUCAGGGGACCAGGCGGGCUAUGAAAAAGUAGUGCAGAAGACGGGCGCGCAAAUGUGCGCGUGUGGCGCGGUUGGCGUCGGGGCAUGGUAGGGUACGCGAAGCUUCGAUUGAAGCGGUAACUAACAACCGGUGACUCUCGUCACCACCUGCAAAUUUGUCGGUAAAUUGCUAUAUUUGUACGCAACGGGAACAGCAACAGGGAAGGCACACACGAAGGGCACUUGGGCGCGAUCAACCGGCAGGUCAACUGCUUGCUCGGCUGCUGCGGGCCCUGAAAGCUACGUAUUUAGCAUUUAUUUGAUGUUUCAUGUCAUUAUAUGAGCACAUCAAUGGAAGUGGAGGCUGCGGCUAUCAGUUUAGAGCGCGCGGAGCCAGGACGUCCGGAGCCGGCUCUAGGCCGCUCUCCUUGGCCUGGUCCGGGUUCAAUGCUUUGACAGCGCAAACCACCCUAAACAUCCCUUUGAUGAGAUAACUAUUAGCACAGAAGCGUUUUGGAAUUUGUGCAUAGGCUGUAAGCGUCUGGGCCGGGUAGACUUUGUCUUGCGCCAGCAAUCCCCGCUCAACACUACCGUUCCCGGCUGUAUUUUGUGCACAUAGCCAUGUAUUUGGCAGGAAUAUAAGUCUAGAUGGUAUUCCCGUUGGCAGCAUGAUGCGGCCAGCCUGCAGCCGCUUGUUUGCACGGAGCCGGCUCCAGGCCGCUCUCAAGGGCCUACCCUGCCCCUGUCCAAACAAGCACCGCGUGCGCCCCCUUUCACACCAGAGAUUUCUUUUGUCGUAUUUCGGGCAUAUUGUGCAUGCUGUUCAACUAGCUGUGAGCGUGGGCGACACGGCAAGCCAGCGGCAUCAACGUCACCCAGAGCCCCGCCAAGGCCCCAAGCUGCUCUCUUGCAGCUUCCUACAGCUAAACAUAAGAAUGGAGCGAAGCGGGCACCUAUGUACGCGAGGCUCGGAGACGACGACCGGUAUUUGACCGGCGCCUCCGCUGGUGGUCAGAGUUGUGUGUGUAGGCACUUCCUAAGUGAUAACUUAUGACACCGGCGUAAUUAGUGCACUACCAAGUAAGCUAUAGAGCCAUGGCGCAGCCGUAUGCGGUAUGCCGGUAUGCCGAACAUCGAUUGGCUCAUGCGCCCGAGUGGCCGUGUGAGCGCGAAGCACUUGACAUAAAUUGGUUUGCACAGGUGAUAUCAUAGAUUCCGUUCCUCUGAAGAGCUGUCACCGUGGAACAUUGCGAAGCAGUAAACAAUGAGCACAUAAACGCCUUUCUUUUCUUCUCGACCUAGUGUUGUGCAAACCGAUUCGCUCAUAUGGGCUGGUAACAUGUUGGGAAGCUGUCAGCAGUGGCGGUUCACCGACUCUAUCGACUCCCAGCAGGCACAUGGAGCCAUGGGGUCCUGCACUUGUGGAUAUAUCCCACCCAAGGUGGCCAGUGUGAAGGGCUAUGCCUAGUGCUUAGCUGGGAUAUGGCGCAUGUGCGAAUGGGGCGAGCGGUGGCGGGUCGUGUGAUCUGAUGAUGGGUGUGGGGUGGAGCAGGAGCGGGGUGACCCUGGCACGAACCAUGCCUGCCGCCCCUCAGCGGAGGUGCAGGUCAGGCUCGCGCCCACCCAGAUUAGCAAGCAUCAUUCCCUCCUGCGGGGCUGGGCGGCGGUGUAUGCGUGGAUGGGGCGAACAGCGGCCGGUUCUGUGCGUAGACGGGGUGGGUGUGCGUCCGGUGGAUGAGGUCGGCGUGUGUAGCAGGGUAUGGCUACCGUACACUCCGGCGCCUGUUCCGUGGGCCCUCUCUCCCGUCCACAGGUAGCCUGCGCAACUGACCGGCGUAGGCAUGGCGGAGAGCUUGGGGCGCGUUCAGGCUGGGCGCUUACCGGCCAGACUUGUGCGCUGCGGGGAAGGCGUGUGGGUGGCGUGGGUGGCACAAGCUAGCCCUGGCUGAUGAAGG
Molecule: messenger RNA, 3617 nt
Organism: Chlamydomonas reinhardtii
Lineage: Eukaryota; Viridiplantae; Chlorophyta; Chlorophyceae; Chlamydomonadales; Chlamydomonadaceae
Exons: 2
Coding region: 723-1037 (104 amino acids)
Source: RefSeq, a predicted model, not a curated record